UCUCCUAAGCAACUCAGCUGCAGCACCGCUGCUUCAUAUGCCUUUUUGUUUUUCUCUCUCAGACCUGGACGCAUCCAAGUGGGAUAAGCGGAACAAACAAACUAAGGACUAGUUUUCCCUCUGUAUCGGGGCAGGAUUAGUCGGGUCUCUUCCGGGAACGCAUUAGUCAAUGUUUAACACCACUUUCAACAUCCUGAUGUGGCGUCACUUUACUCUGUGACUAAAGUCUACAAGAAGGAAAAAAAAAAAGUGACUUGCAGUGCUGGAGGUAUACAUUUUUGGGGUUUCCUCAGUGGAUUGACCGAUUUUGACUCAUUGGAUUAACAGAAUCAAUCUAUUUAACUGUGGCUACCAUGACAACAGAGGCAAGUGCCGUAAGUGAGGCAGACACUGAAGGCAAGCAGAAGGCUAGCGCCGCUGAACCUGAGAACAAGCAGAGUCCAGAGGCGACCGCAUCUGAGCCAGAGGGGGAGCAGUCGAGCAAGAAGGCCCAGGGACAGGCCCCUGAGCCUGGCUCUGCCGAUGCAGCCUCCUCCCCUGAAGAAGAACAGCUGAAACCUCGCACCCGAACCUCUGCUGGCAAAGGCCUCUCUCGCCUCUUUUCCUCUUUUCUUAAACGCCGUUCGCAGUGCUCAGAAGGAGAGGGCUUUGAGGCAGAGAACGCAAGGGAGGAAAAGGAGGAUAAAGAAGAACAGGCCACUAAAGCAGAAGAAGGAAAGGAAGAAAGAGUAAAAACUGAAGAGAAGGAUACUCUCGUAGAGGCGACAGACUCGAAAGAGGCAAAAAAGAGCGAAGAGAAACAACAAAAAGAGGAAAAGGAGACUGAGCCAGAGAAAAUAGAGAAGAAGGGCAGUAAGAAGAAAAAGAAAGAAACCAAGAAGAAAACAGAAGGGGAUCCAGAGAAAGUGAAAACCACAGAGGAGAAAAAGGAAGAGGAUCCAGAGAAGAAAGAGGAGGAGAAAAAAGAGGAGCAAAAAGAGAAGAAGAAAGAGGAGGAGAAGAAAGAGGGGCAAAAAGGAGAUGCAAAGGUGGAGGAAGCUUUCGUAAUAGAAGAAAAAUUGGAGACACAAGAAGUGAAGAAGAAAACUACAGAAGAAAAAGGCACUGAAACAGAUCCUGAAAAGGAGACUCUAGAGGAGGAAAAGGUUGAUAAAAAGGUGGCAAAGAAAAAAGAAAAAGAGGAAAGAGUGAACAAAAGAGAAGAAGAAAAAGCUAAGAAAAAAGCAGAGGAGGAAGAAAGGGCAAAGAAAAGGGAGGAGGAGAAAGAGAAGAAGAGGAAGGAAGAGAAGGCCAAAGAGGCAGAAAAAGCAAAGAAGAAAGAGGAGGAAAAGGCGAAAAAGAAGGAGGAGGAGGAUAAGGCAAAGGAGGAGAAAUUCAAAAAGAAAGAGGAGGAAAAGUUGAAGGAGGCCAAAAAGAAAGAGGAGGAGAAAUCAAAAGAGGCCAAAAAGAAAGAAGAGGAGAAAUCAAAAGAGGCCAAAAAGAAAGAAGAGGAGAAAUCAAAAGAGGCCAAAAAGAAAGAAGAGAAGGGGGAUAAGAAGGCAGAUGAUAAACGGGUAGAAGACAAAGGGAAGAAAAAAGAAAAGGUGAAAAAAGGAAAGAAGGAAGAGGAGAAGGGGUCAAGUGAGGAGCGGGUGAAAGCACCAAUUGCUGCCCCAGAACCAGAACUUAAAACCGAGCCUGAAACUGAAAAAGCUCCUGAUCAGCACUCACUCAACAGCGCAGAAAUGCAGCCAGCUCCAGAGGAACCCAAGGAAAAAGUUGCAAUCAAGGAGCCCGAAGAAGACGAAGUAGUGGAAGAGGAGGAGGACGCAGAGAAGAAAGAGGCAGAGGAGAAGGAAGCGAAGGGAGAUGAUGAGAAGCCUAAGGAGGAACCCAAGGAGGAAAAGCCCGCGAAAGAAAAGAAGACUGAGAAGAAGGGCGACGAUACCAAAGGCUCCAAACGACAGAAAACAAUUCAGUGCAAAAUCACUUUACUGGAUGACACUCAGUAUGCGUGUGAGCUCGACAAACAUGCUAAAGGACAGGAGCUCAUCACGAAAGUGUGUGACAACCUCAACCUGCUGGAGAAAGAUUACUUUGGCCUUGCUCACUGGGAAACACCGACCAGCAAGACAUGGCUGGAACCCGCCAAGGAAAUCCGGAAACAGGUGCCAGGUGCUGUCUACGAGUUUACUUUCAACAUAAAGUUCUAUCCUCCUGACCCGGCACAGCUUACUGAAGACCUCACAAGGUACUAUCUGUGUCUCCAGCUGAGGAAGGACAUCAUGAGUGGGGUUCUUCCAUGUUCCUUUGUCACGCUGUCCCUGCUGGGCUCUUACACAGCACAGUCAGAGCUUGGUGAAUAUGACCCAGAACUCCAUGGAGCGGACUAUGUUAAAGAUCUACGUCUUGCUCCUGGACAGAGCAAAGAGCUGGAGGAAAAGGUGAUCGAGUUACAUCGUACAUAUAGGUCAAUGAGUCCAGCCCAAGCAGACAUGCUGUUCCUGGAAAAUGCCAAGAAACUUGCAAUGUAUGGUGUGGACCUUCAUCAAGCCAAGGAUCUUGAUGGUGUUGACAUUACACUUGGAGUUUGCUCUGGUGGUCUGAUGGUUUAUAAGGAGAAGCUGAGAAUCAACCGUUUCCCUUGGCCGAAAGUUCUCAAGAUCUCUUACAAACGCAGCAGCUUCUUCAUUAAGAUUCGGCCGUCCGAGCAAGAGCAGUAUGAAAGCACAAUCGGCUUCAAACUACCAAACUACAAAGCCUCGAAGAAGUUGUGGAAAGUUUGUGUUGAACAUCACACCUUCUUCAGGGUUUCGGCAAUUGAGCCUCCCUCGUCACGUCGCUUCCUCGUCCUGGGCUCCAAGUUCAGGUACAGCGGGCGCACCCAAGCCCAGACCCGGCAAGCCAGUUCCAUGAUCGACCGCCCUGCGCCUCGCUUCACACGCUCUGCAAGCAAACGCCUCUCCCGCAAUUUAGAUGGAGCUGUAGACCAGACUCUUCAGAGCCUCACAGCAUCAACCAGGUCUGAGGUUGAUGACUGGUCGUUGAUACUUGCUUCUGAAAACCCCCACCCUUCCCUCAAAUUUCCAGCCAGAGGUGAGUUUGAACAGACAUUUAUUCAGUCCUGGAAUACUCAGGCAGGCAGUCGGCCGUGGUGGGAGCUUUCAUCUGAUGCAAAGCUACAGACGAGAAAAGAAGAUGAAUGGUCUACCCUGGUCGAACGAGAUCCUCCUUUCCCAUUUUCCCCGUCUUUUGAUUUUGUUAACCAGCCAGCUAAACUCGGCUUGGCAAACAUGAGCUCUCUUGACAGGCUAUUGCAACCAGCACAGGAACAGCCCCAUGACUGGUUCCUCCACUUUGAUCGAAUCCCCAGCCUGCCAUUGUAUAAGCAUGUCGAUAAACCUCAGCGUGAGUCACUGUGUGAUGCCAAGCUCCAGGUGAAGGAUGAGGAGACUGUGUGUGUUAAAGAGCAAGAAUUGACAGAUGAGGAGGUCAUUGAAUGGCUAGAGGAGAUGGUGAUGACUGUGAACAAGCUAGAAGAGAUGGAAGAUAUUGAGAGGAGGCUGAGGAAAAUUAGAGAUUUAGAAGAGAGGCUCCAAGAAGUAGAAGAGAUGUCAGAGAUGAUCCAGGAAGUGAUAGAAGAGGAAUUAGGGGAACAAGAGGUUGCCAUACUAAAAGAGGAAGAACUACAGAAAGAAAGUAAAGCCAUAACACGGACUGUAUUGAAAAAUUCUGUGAUGAUUGUGAAGCACAUAAAUGGGGGAGAUGUGAAGGAUGAAUUAGAGGAGCAAAUAAAAGAGGUGUUUUUAAAGGGCCUUUUGCCCGAGGAAGACGAGGCUAAGAAAGAUGAGCAUUUGUUUGAUUAUAGUCUGAGAGAGAAACUACGUCAGAUAGAAGAUGAAUGGAAAGAUGAUGUGGAGGAAAAGCUUAAUUUUCCACCUCUCAGUACCUCUUCUCAGGUAUCUUCAAAGACAGUUGUAAGGACUAAGAAGAGAGUUGCUUUUAUGGAUCAGAGGCCACAAAGGCUUGAUGCAAUGGAAGAUGCCCUUCUAAGAAUAAUCUCAGAAAAGACCUCCCAAAACGCUGAGAUUGGACUGAAAACAGAAAUGUUGGAGAAAACAGCUGAGAGGAAAGUUAGUGAGGUUGAAGAUGGAUUUUCACUAGACAAAGAUAAGGAUACGUGGUCCACGCUUUUUGACGGUCCGCCGUACGUGCCAAUUAUCAAACCAGCAGUUACAUCAGUGAAAUGUGUUGAGUUGGAUGAGGGGAAGUUUUACACUUCAGAAUCAGUUGAGGAUAAAAGAGCCUUACUAGAAGAACGACCAGUAGAAGACAUUUCGCCAUCGCAGACAAUUCUAGACAGAGAAGAUGACUGGUUUGCGUUGCUGGAUUCUGUUCCCAGAUAUGUAAAACCAGUUACCUUGAAAGAACCAGGCCAGAUGGGGGCUGAAAGUUUGACCUCGGUGGCUGCAAAGCCUGAGGAGAUUAGGGAGGUGCAAAUUGAAGAGACAGAGCUAAGGGAAGAGGUGCCAACAUAUCUUCCACAUAUCCAACAACAGCCGGUGAAAGAGUACAAGGAUGACUGGUUUGUGUUGGUGGAUGUUGUGUCCAAAGAAACGACUUAUAGAGCACCAGCUGCUGUUGAUGUGUCUGCUAAAAAUGAUGUCUCUCUGAGUGAUGGGACAGUUGAAAUGAGCGAAAAACCCAUGGAUAUCGUAGUAGUCGAGGAACCACAAAUAAAAGAGGAUCUGAGGCAAAAUGAAGUCACUAUGCUAUCAGAUAAUGUAAGAGAAAUAGAAGAUGAUUGGUUUUUACUGCUGGACGUUCCCACAAGAGAACCACAAGUUGUAACGCCAGUGACCUUGGCUGGGUAUGUUCAGGCUUAUGCUGGAAAAAGCAUUUCUGCUUUGGUUGAAGAAAAAGUGGAUGUUGAAGUAGAAGAGAUGCAAAAAGAAGAGGCUCCAAAGAAAAUGUAUCCCGAGCUAAAAAUAGUCCCCCCAGUCAUAAAGACAGAUGAUGACUGGCUUCUACUGCUGGAUGUAGUUCCCAGAGAAACUGCCUUUGUACCACCAGCUACCCUACCAGUGGUGGCCAAAAUGUAUCCAGAUGUUGGACCUGUGAUUGAAGUGAAAGGCAUCGAGCUGAAACCACUACCAGUUGGUUUGGACCAAAUGAGAGAGCAGCCAUCUCAACCACAGCGAGACAAAGAUGACUGGUUUGUGUCAUUUGACGCUGCUCGUGAUGAGGCGGUUAAACGACUACCAGACACCCCUGUCGAAAUUACUCCAGCAAUGAGGAAACCCUUUGAGGCUGACGUUUUAACUACUGAGACUAGAACAUGGGAGAUGAUGAUAAUUGGUGAGAACACCAGACAUGAUGAGACACGAAUUUCGGAAAUGAGACCAGUUAGACCAACGUCAGGGAGAGGAGAAGAAGAUGACUGGUUUGAAUUGUUCCCAAAACAAACCAUCCCAGAAAAGACAGCCCAUGUACCAUCAGUUGCCAUGGUUGAGCAUAUUGUGGAUGUGGCCGCAGUUAAAGCAACAAAAGAAAAAUCCAGCAUAGAAGAAGUGAGGCUGCCAGUGAAGUUAGUCAAGAUUAAACCACAACCGCAAAAGUUGGAUGAUGACUGGUUUGUGUUUUUAGAUGCAGUAAAAGUACCAGUGGCUGAAGCUGUGCAAAAGUAUCCUAAAGUAGCUGCGUCUGAAGCUUUUGCCGUCAUAGAGAAGAGAUCGCUGCAGAGAAUUACUGUAGUGGAGCAGAUGUGGAUGCAAGAGAUGUUGCAGCAGAAACCAGGUCAAAAAGAGAGAAAGAUUGAGGAUGAUUGGUUUACUCUAUUCGAUGUGGCUCCUAAGAAAACAGCUGCUGUCCCUGAGCGCCUCAGAUUCCCGGCAGAGGUUCCAAGAGUUAAAAGGGCUGAGACCAAAACAAGGAUUUCUACUUUUGAGACAAGACCCCAGUUUGAGAAAAAGAUCCAGGAACAAAGACGGCCCCUCAAACACACUCGUGUCAGUGAUGAUUGGUUUGUUCUACUAGACGUUGGCCCCAGAGAGUCAGUGGCGAUUACACAGAGAAGCACCCGUCCAGUGAGCGCUCCAGUCUUCUCCCAAGCUGCUCUGGCCGAGGCUGGAAUUCCAAUGGCACCCUUGGACCAGCCCCAGACCUCCACUCCAAUCAGGACAGGCGUCAAAGAGGAAAGGAAGCUCGAUGUCACUUUUGAAGCUGUUGAGCCAUCCAAAACCGAGGACAAGUCAGUAUGGAAUGACCAGAGAACUGACUCCUCACUGACACUUUCCAUCAAUGGGGACAUUCAGUCUGAGGUGACAAGCAGAGAGGUGGUGCAGUUGCGAAAGAAAAGAGCUAAGAAAAUUGAGGGUGACUCAAUUUAUAUGAGACAUAGCCUUUUAAUGUUGGAGGAGUUUGAUAAGCCUCAGGAGGACCUGCUCAGGCAUCACGCCAGUAUCAGCGAGCUGAAGAGGAAUUUCAUGGAAGCUGUACCUGAGCCCAGGCCCAGUGAAUGGGACAAGCGUCUGUCCACGCACUCACCUUUACGUACUCUGGGUGUCAAUGGCCAGCCCAGUGCCGAUGGGAGCGUCCGCAUUAGUCCGCUGUGCAGAGUUUCAGCGACCAAGGCUGCACUCGAGGAAACCCCUGUGAGUUUGGGCUUUUCCAACAAGACCAGUCCCGCUGUGAGCCUCUGUCAUAGUGCCGCGGCUCCCAGAGUUCCUUUUGACAAGUCAUGUGAUCAGGAAACACUUGUGGUGAUUGAAUCAUCCCCGGUGCCAAUGCCAGAGGUGGAGAUGGUGCAUCUGGUUCCCUCUCUCGAACCCAGCAGUACAUAUUUAAAUGAGACCCAGAAAGCAGAAGGUUCAUGUCCCAGAUUAUCGGAGCACUCUGGGAAUAAAGUCGGAUUUUCCCCUGCUUCCUAUUUCAGGGGCGGUGGUCCACAGGUCAUACGCAGCUUCCAGCCCCCUCUGGUGCAGACCCAGACAGUCACCAUCACAGCUGUCCCCAACUCCUUACCCAGUGGCAUCUCCACCACAGAGGUCCCUAUCGUCCCAACCAAGACCGUCACCUACGAGUCUGCAAAGGGUGCAGUUGAUGGGACAGAAGAGGAAAAAGAAAGCACAGUUUCCAUCUCUCAGACCUCAGAAACCACCAGUGGCACCACCGUCACUACUACCACGACACACAUCUCGAAGAUUGUGAAAAGUGGCUCCUCAGAGACUCGUGUGGAGAAAAGAAUCGUCAUAACUGCUGACAGUGACGUUGAUCAGGAUAAGGGGAAAGACGGCGGCGCAUCGGCAUUGUAACCGAUGCACCACAAGCAGCUCCUCCUUUGACUGCCCAUCUCCCGUUUCCCUCGGUCAGAGUGCCGUACGCCACACACACUGACUGACCCACUCUUUGACGCACGCACACAUAUCUCAUGAAUGUGCACCCAGUAGCAGAGUCUGACUAGAUCGUGUUUUGUUUUCUUUCUCUUUGUGGUUUGAGCUGUUCAUAGAAAGUUAGAGGAGGGCUUGCAUCGUGCUGAUCAAACCUCAAACCUUGAAAAGCUUCUCAGAACUUCCACUUCCAUUGUUUUAAAACAUAUUUCUCUUUCUUUCCAAUUGUAGCAGAUAUGUUUGCUUUUAAACAUGUUUACUUCCCUUUUUAAUUAUUAUUAUUAUUAUGAUUAUUCGUUUCACCAAGGCACUGUUUCGGAGUUAGUUUUGAUUGUCAGCGUUCAUUCCCUUGGUACUACUUGGAACGUAGCGACUACUCUCAAGGGAACUCUUCUUUCUGGUUGUUUACAUUCAGGAGAAACGUUGCAUGAAAUCGUGUACUUGAUGUACAAUGAUUCAAACAUAAAUAUAAUUUUGUGCCCUAAUUCGGACAGCUGUUUGGUUUCACUCAGGAAAUAUAACCAAAAUUUGCUUCUUUUAUGAGCAGCCGACCACCUGUAGCCUACAUGUUCUUGUAAAGUUUGAAUUAAAACUUGAUCUAUUUUGACAUAUUUCUCUAUUUUAUAGGUUUAAUGCUUUUAUAGUGUUUGUACAAAUCGAAAUGUUUUAAGUUAUUCAUAUCCCUCACUGACUUAAAUUGUGCUGUUGUCUAAAUUUGCGGUCUCUAUUGAAGAUUUUCUUCCAUGAUUUGUUCUUACUCAAUUCCUCAACGUCAUGUUAAUCGGCCCACCAUUCAUUAACAUUGUGCUUCCCUCAGCCAUGAUGUUUUGAAUAUAUUUCAUUGAUACACGUUUCAAGCUUUGGUCUGUUUCUCUCAGGUUUUAAUGUACUUUGCAAGACCACAGACCUCAAUCAGAAUGUAUGAGGAAUGUCCAUACACUUAUAUCUGUCCCUCCUUUAAUGUACAUUCAUUUUCAGCCGUGUGAAGUCAAUACAUUGAAAGAGCCUGUUCUCACGAGAAUUUCGGAGGAAUGUGUACAAAAAAAAAUGGGGGUUAAUUCAAAAAGCUUUCUUUUUAAUAAUACAUUUUUUAAUCAUAUUUUCCACCCACCCUAUGCCCUCACCUCCUACCUAUUUACAUUUAAUGGGAAAUACAUUUUGUCUUCACGUUGCUGGAAAACAGUCACAUUUGACCGAAUAUUGUUCUUAACUUUUUGUACAAUUUCCAACUAAACUCUUGCGGGAACACGUUACGCUUGUGGCUCGUCUCAGUGAAGCGCAAGUGGAAGGUGAAGGCAGCUGUCUUGGUAAAUGUGGCUUUUUUUUUUUUUUGUCAUAGGAGCACAAUUUCUUUUGUUAGUUUUUUUUUUUUUUUUUUUUUUUUUUUUUUUACAUGUUCUACUAUACAGUAAAUUAUUUGUAAAGUAGCAACUGUUUCAUGUGAUUUUCAUGUACUGUGAUGUUUCAAGGAAAAAGCUGAUUUCCAGGCUUCCAUUUAGAGAUGUCACAAAGUUUAUAUCAAGAAAGUUUGUAAAGCCUUUUACCAGAUAGUCCGAGUAGAUUUGCUCUCACUUGCUGUCUAAUGUGCUUUUCUGUAGAAGAUAGAAGCUGUCAAACACACCAGUUCCCUUUUAGACCACGUGUUUCUUCGUCUUGGUCGCAAACUUGGUAGCUACAACAACAGCAACCUCCCCAGAAGAAACUUGGAAUUUCACAUGGGAAAAAUAGAUUUUAGAUGGUGGAAAAUAUUGUUGCUUUAUGAUUCAUCUUUGUCUUUUAUUAAAAAAUAAAAUAAAAUAAA
Molecule: messenger RNA, 9168 nt
Organism: Phycodurus eques (leafy seadragon)
Lineage: Eukaryota; Metazoa; Chordata; Actinopteri; Syngnathiformes; Syngnathidae
Exons: 33
Coding region: 354-7292 (2312 amino acids)
Biological process (GO): cortical actin cytoskeleton organization
Cellular component (GO): plasma membrane; cytoskeleton
Molecular function (GO): structural molecule activity; actin binding
Source: RefSeq, a predicted model, not a curated record